Messenger RNA from Mesitornis unicolor (brown roatelo), 1333 nucleotides. RefSeq names its product protein AF-17-like. The record is from RefSeq and is a predicted model, not a curated record. NCBI's taxonomy places the organism in Eukaryota, Metazoa, Chordata, Aves, Mesitornithiformes, Mesitornithidae.
GUCCCCCAUCAGCAGCUUGCCAACCCUCUUCGACCAGACCGUGUCCUGCAGCAGCAGCGGGCAGCUGGAGAAUGUUCCCCAGGCCACCCCGAACAUCGAGCAGCUCCUGGAGAAGCAGGGCAAUGGAGAAGCCGGCGUAAACAUUGUAGAGAUGCUCAAAGCCCUGCACUCGCUGCAGAAGGAGAACCAGCGGCUCCAGGAGCAGAUCAUGACGCUGACGGCCAAGAAGGAGCGUCUGCAGCUCCUCAACGUCCAGCUCUCUGUCCCCUUCCCCGUGGUGACCAGCAGCAACGGCCCAGGCAGCCAGGCCCAGUACAUCCUUCCUCCCAACGUCUGCAACAACGAUUCCUUGAGCAUCACCAAGAGCCCCCCCUGCAAGAACAGCUUUGGGAUCGAGAACUCUCUCUCCACGUCCUCUGAGGACCCUCAUUCAGGUUGCCCCAGCAGGAGCAGCUCCUCCCUGUCCUUCCACAGCACUCCUCCGCCCCUGCCCAUGCUGCAGCAGAGUCCUGCCUCGCUACCCCUACCCGGGGUGCAGCAGGUGAAUGGCCUGGCCAGGGUGGCAGGCAGCGGGCUGGGGGGAGGCACCAGUGCCGGCCACAGCCUCUCCACGGUGCCCAUGGUGGACGGCCUGAUGGGGACCCUGGCAGGAGGCCCGCAGAUGCCCAUCAACGGGAUCCUGGGGAAUCUGAACGGAGCUCAGGCCCAGCCUCCGAGCGCGCUGACGCAGGCGAGCGGGCCUCCGACCCUGCAGCUCUCCACCAGCCUGAGCAGCGUGCCCAGCCUGAGUCCCCUGACGGAGCAGCAGCGGCACGUCUUGCACCAGCACGAGCAGCAGCUCCAGCAGCUUCAGCAGCUCCCGACUUCCCGACAGCUUCAGCAGCUCCUGACUUCCCAGCCGCUUAAUCCGGAGCAGCAGGCCCUGGUGUUCCAGAUGAUGCAGCAGAUCCAGCAGAAGCGGGAGCUGCAGCGGCUGCAGAUGAGCAGCUCGUCCCAGCUCUCCAUGAGCAGCCUCCUGGCAGCCACCUCCGCCCCCCUGCACUCCAGCACCAGCGCCCUGAUGACCUCGGCCCCGCAGCCGCCCCCCAGCAGCAGCUCCCUCCUGGCCUCCCUCUCCCCGCAGCAGCUCAACCCCAGCAGCGCCCUCCUGGCUCCCCAGGCCACUCCACCGCUCAGCGCUCCCGGGAGCGGCCUCCUGGCUUCGGGGACGGGCAUGGCACCCGUCCUCACAGCACAGACUAACCCGUUUCUCAACCUGCAGGCUGAUGGCAACACCCCAAAAGGAACGAGCAUGAAUGAGAAGGGAGCUCCUCUUACGCAGGACAAGGGCUAA